AUGGCACACUGUGCUCGCCCCGAAAAGUUCUUCCCGGUUAUCAAAUCGGUAGCGUUGCCACCAGGAACGUUGAACGUAAGUUUCAGGAAAGGUUUUUCGUAUUUCGAAUGCACAUCCAAUUUCAGGGAAAAGUCGCAUUGGUGACUGGAGGAGGAACUGGUCUCGGGAAGGCAAUCGCCACUACUUUUGCCCACCUCGGAGCAAGUGUGGCCAUUGCGGCCAGAAGACUCGAUGUGCUCGAGAAGACCGCAGAUGAGAUCCGGAAGAGCACCGGAGGAGUGUGUGAGCCGUUCCAAAUGGAUGUGAAGGAUCCGGCCAAAGUGGCGAAAGCAUUCGACGAGGUCGAGCAGAAGUGAGUGCAGAAGAGGACAAUUGAGCACAGAAACGUCAUGUUUUACAGACUCGGCCACACGCCGGACAUUCUCAUCAACAACGCGGCCGGCAACUUCAUAAUGGCCACGGAGAGACUGUCCCCGAAUGCCUACGGAACGAUCGUGGACAUUGUUCUUAAGGGCACCCUGCACGUCACCACCGAACUCGGCCGCCGUUGUAUCCGACAGAAGAAGGGCGCCAGCGUGCUGAGCAUCACGACGCUCUACGCGAGAUCCGGUGCUCCGUUCGUGGUGCCGUCCGCCGUUUCGAAGGCCGGCGUGGAGAAUAUGACCAAGUCGUUGGCGGUCGAAUGGGCCAAACACGGAUUGCGCUUCAACGCCAUCGCUCCGGGACCGAUUCCGACGGAGGGCGCGUUCGGGCGACUGUUCGCCGGCGAUCUCAAGGAUUCCGGAGAGGCGAUGAAGACGACGGUGCCGACGGGAAGACUGGGACAGCCGGAGGAACUGGCCAAUCUCGUCGCGUUCAUGUCUUCCGACUACAUGUCCUGGCUGAACGGAGCGGUGAGUACAGAGACUUUUUAAUCGUUCCACUGCUAAAUACGCGACCUACGGGAAAAUUUAAGAAGCUCUAUUUGAAAUGGUUCCAACUUUUCCGUUUCAGAUUGUCGAUUUCGAUGGUGGACAACAGCACAUGCACCACGGAUCGCACAUGGGAGAGUUCCUGCACGAUUGGGAUCAGAAUCAGUGGGACGAGACCGAAAAUCUCAUCAGAGGACGGACCGGAAAAGAGAAGAAGAGCAAGAUCUAG
Caenorhabditis sp. 36 PRJEB53466 is the source of this 1140-nucleotide messenger RNA. Lineage: Eukaryota; Metazoa; Nematoda; Chromadorea; Rhabditida; Rhabditidae. The record is from the annotation of a GenBank genome assembly.